AUGGCUAAUACCUCUUCAUCUCCUUCCAAUGUCAGUAAGGGCUUCAUCAUGGCUAAUAUCUCUUCAUCUCUUUCUACGGUUCCGGUCGAGCCUGUCAAUCAGAAGUUGAGUGGCGACUUUUUUAUUCGACCCCAUUUAAGAAAGUUGCCUCCUUAUCAACCCAUUUUACCAUUUGAGGUAACUGGAAUAAUAUCCAUAUCAGUAUUCUUUUGCUGGUUUUUAUUUCUUAAUCAGUGUUGUGGGUUUGCGUCUUUGUUUUAUAGGUUUUGUCGGCUAAACUGGGAAGGAAGCCCGAACAUCAUCAAAUUAGAUGCAAAUGAAAAUCCUUAUGGUCCACCUCCGGAGGUUCUUGAGGCUUUGGGGUCGUUGAAAUUCCCGUAUAUCUAUCCUGACCCUGAAUCUCGUCAAUUGCGUGCUGCCCUUGCUGAAGAUUCGGGUAUUGGAUCUGAUUAUAUUCUUGUCGGUUGUGGCUGCAAUGAACUUAUUAAUCUGAUCAUGCGAUGUGUGCUUGAUCCUGGGGACAAGAUAUUGGAUUGCCCUCCAACCUUCACAAUGUAUGAAUUUGAUGCUGGUGUUAACGCAGCACAAGUUAUCAAAGUUCCUAGGAAGCCAGACUUCAGCUUGAACGUAGAAGCAAUUGCCGAGGCUGUUGAGUGGGAAAAACCAAAAUGCACAUUUCUAACUUCUCCCAAUAAUCCAGAUGGAAGUAUAAUUAGUGAUGAAGUUCUCUUGAAGAUCCUUGAAAUGCCAAUAUUGGUGGUGCUGGAUGAAGCUUACAUUGAGUUUUCAGGAAUUGAAUCUAGAAUGCAAUGGGUGAAAUUCUUGAAUUUUUGUAGUGCUCUUGCCUUCUCCUUUUGUCGUUACCGUUUAGCUGGGAUUCAUGUCGGAUAUGGCUCAUUUCCUUUGAGCAUAAUUGAGUAUUUGUGGAGAGCAAAGCAACCAUACAAUGUUCCUGUCGCUGCUGAAGUUGCUGCAUGUGCUGCAUUGCAGAACCCAAAGUAUCUAGAGGUUCCUACUGUUCCUUUUGCCCUUUUCGGUUCGAAAUAUGACUUUGGUCUUAUGGUGAAAGAAGCUUUGGUAGCAGAACGGGAACGCCUUUUUGAACUUCUGAAUGAAGUACCAUUUCUGAAUCCAUAUCCUAGCCAUUCUAACUUCAUUCUAUGUGAGUUGACAUCUGGGAUAGAUGCUAAGAAAUUGAAGGAGGACCUGUCAAAAACCGGCGUGAUGGUCCGUCACUAUGACAACAAAGAGUUGAAGGGUUACAUCCGUGUGACUGCAGGGAAGCCUGACCACACAAAUGCUUUAAUGGACUGCUUGAGGAGUCUAUCUUGA
Hibiscus syriacus is the source of this 1332-nucleotide messenger RNA. Its product is annotated as histidinol-phosphate aminotransferase, chloroplastic-like. NCBI's taxonomy places the organism in Eukaryota, Viridiplantae, Streptophyta, Magnoliopsida, Malvales, Malvaceae. The transcript is spliced from 10 exons. The record is from RefSeq and is a predicted model, not a curated record. Bases 1 to 1332 code for a protein of 443 amino acids. Gene Ontology annotation, molecular function: pyridoxal phosphate binding. Gene Ontology annotation, biological process: biosynthetic process.